Molecule: messenger RNA, 1667 nt
Organism: Conger conger (European conger)
Lineage: Eukaryota; Metazoa; Chordata; Actinopteri; Anguilliformes; Congridae
Gene: e2f5
Product: E2F transcription factor 5
Exons: 9
Coding region: 196-1296 (366 amino acids)
Biological process (GO): regulation of transcription by RNA polymerase II
Cellular component (GO): RNA polymerase II transcription regulator complex
Molecular function (GO): DNA-binding transcription factor activity, RNA polymerase II-specific; RNA polymerase II cis-regulatory region sequence-specific DNA binding; protein dimerization activity
Source: RefSeq, a predicted model, not a curated record
AAUGGUAAUCCAACGUCACUUCCUUUCAUUUAAAAACCCUCGAACUACGAGACGAAAAGCUGCCUGAGGUAAAUACUUGGCUAGUAAGCUAUAUGUUGAAUGGAGAAAAUUCGGCUUUUUGCUGCCUUCAACCCGCGUCUGGACAACUGAGGGAAACUACGAGAAAACUACUGUGAAGAUCGGGAGCUCGAGAGGAUGACGGAGUCUGUGAGCUCGAGCCUGCAGAACGGCACACCGAAUGGGUCGAGUCGCCAUGAGAAAAGUUUGGGUCUCCUCACAAUUAAGUUUGUGACGCUACUUCAAGAGGCUAAGGACGGCGUACUUGAUCUCAAAGUGGCCGCCGACAGCCUCGCGGUGAGACAGAAACGGCGGAUAUAUGACAUCACCAACGUCCUGGAGGGAGUGGGUCUCAUCGAGAAAAAAACCAAGAACAUCAUCCAGUGGAAGGGCGAGAACUCUGGCUGCCAGACCAAGGAGACGCAGGAGCGGGUGGAGUUCCUGAAGGCCCAGAUGGCCGAGCUGGAGGUGCGGGAGAGGGAGCUGGACAGCCAGAAGGCCUGGCUGCAGCAGAGCAUCGAGAGCAUGGCCGAUGACCCCGUGGACAGCCCAUUUAAAUAUGUUACCCAUGAGGAUAUCUGCAACGCCUUCAAUGGGGACACCCUGCUGGCUGUCAUCGCCCCCUCAGGAACUCAGCUGGAGGUGCCCGUGCCAGAGAUGGGGCAAAACGGUCAGAAGAAGUACCAGGUCAACCUCAGGAGCCAGUCAGCUCCCAUCCAGGUCAUGCUCAUCAACCGCGAAACGACCACCUCCAGGCCGGUGGUCUUCUCCGUCCCUCCCCCCGAUGACCUCUCAGCCAUGCCCACCCCCCUCACCCCCCCGGACAGUGCGCAGAAGUAUCCCCCCGCUGACAUGUGUCUGCCGGACCACAAGGGGGCGCUGUCUGAGCAGCAGCUCACCCCCAGCUCUGUGUCUGACCUGCCGAUGGACUGUAACCCCCAGGCCGCCUCCUGCCUGAUGCUGUCAGACCCCCUGGGGGUCCCUGGGGCGGGCGAGGCCGGGGGCCCCGGCCUGCAGCCCCUGCUGCCCCUGGACAUGGGGAGUCUGCUGAAGCUCAACGCGGCCGACCAGCUGAAGGAGGAGAGAGAGGGCGUUGCUGAUCUCAUCGAUGAGCUGAUGUCCUCUGAUGUGUUCCCCUUGCUGCGCCUCUCACCCACCCCGGGCGUGGACUACAACUUCAACCUGGACGACAACGAAGGAGUCUGCGACCUGUUCGACGUGCAGAUCCUCAACUACUGAGAGGGCAGGAAGCCCAGUUACUGAGCUCCCGUCUGCCAUCACGAACCUGCUUCCCUCCUCUUUAUUUUACUUUUCUUUUGCUCAAAGGUGACUGGCCAUUUUAGGUUGAGUGGGUUCCUUUGAGGGGAAACCGGUGUCAAACUCCAGUCCCGGAGGGCCACAGUGUCUGUGGGCGUUUUGUGAAUUCCUCUCAAAUCAGCAGCCAAUGUAAACACUGGAAGCAAGACUUGUGUACUGUUCAGCUAAUCGGUGACUUAAAUGUAGCACUUAGGUACUGAAGCACACUGAUCCAGCAGACGCUGUGGCCCUUUUGGACUGGACUGGACACGCCCUCUCCUGAGCCAGAGGCUGGUGUUGGGACUGUUGGUCCC